This is a messenger RNA of Xenopus tropicalis (tropical clawed frog), 1941 nucleotides long. RefSeq names its product tonsoku-like, DNA repair protein gene 2 (gene tonsl.2). The coding region runs from base 196 to 1557 and encodes 453 amino acids. The transcript has 13 exons. NCBI's taxonomy places the organism in Eukaryota, Metazoa, Chordata, Amphibia, Anura, Pipidae. The record is from RefSeq and is a predicted model, not a curated record. Gene Ontology annotation, cellular component: nucleus.
CACAAGGGCAUUAUUUGUCACUUAGGAAAAGUCCCUGAGCGAGCCCGACUGUACCUGGACCUGGGACUCCUGUAUGAUCAGCUGAACUGGACCGAGGAAUGCAACGACUACAUCUCGGAGAGCAUCGUUAUUUUUGAGCAGUGCCAGCUGGACGAGGACCUGUACCGAGCCAACUUCACCCUGGCUGGCAUCCAUAUGCGCAAUAAGGAGCAUUCCCAGGCCAUAGGGUGCUGGGAGUCGGCUCGGAAAUGUGCCCGCCGUAUGUGCCACAGACAGAAGGAGAGUGAUUGCUAUAGUGGCAUUGGGCAGGCGUUACUGGCCCUGGGGGAUUUAUCUACUGGAAAACGUUCCCUUAAGAAAUCCUUCCUCCUGGGCUCUCGGGAUCUGACGGACAGAGAUAUCGUGUGCAGGAACCUUAAAUACGCCAUCAGAGGUUGCCGCCUGGAGGAGUCCCUGUCUGAGCUGAGCGAAGAGGAUCAGCAGGGGGCGCUGUGUCUGUAUGAGCAGCUCGGGGACCUGUAUUGUAAAGUUGGCUGCUACACAAGAGCCAUAGAGAAAUACAGAAUGCAGCUGAACUGCGCUGAGACGCUGGGGAGGCCGGAGCGGGAACUGGCUGUUAUACACGUAUCCUUAGCCACCAUCUUUACUGACCUUAAGGACUACAGACAGGCCGUGGAGCAUUACCGGGCCGAGUUGGACCUGGGGAAUAGAGAUCUUUUUGAGGAAUGCAAGACUUGGCUGAAAAUUGCUCAGUGUUAUGAGGAGGAUGGGCGAGGGCACACAGACAUACAGAGUUGCCUUUCCAAUGCAUUGCAGUGUGCCAGGCGGGCAGGAGAGACUGUGCUGCAGAGGGAGGUUCUGACCCAGCUGCUGGCCCUGCAGGAGGAGACUGGGGACCCAGAAUACACACAAACAAAGGCAAUGUUACAGGAGCUGCUGUUGGACCCGGGCAGGGUGGGCAGUGCUGUAAAGGAGGAGCAGAUGGAGAUCAGCGAACCCCUGCGGGAAAGUGACUUGCAACUGAGUGACGAUGACGAGGAUCUUGAAUUCUACGGAAUAUUUGCUCAUGACAGGCGGAAAGUGAACCGGUGGAACCAACGGAAUAAGAAGGGCGAGACUCCGCUGCACCGCGCCUGUAUUCGUGGCAAGAUCGACUCAGUCAAGAACUUGCUAGAGAUGGGCCACCCCCUCAUGAAAAGAGAUAACUCUGGCUGGACCCCCCUCCACGAGGCUGCCAACCAUGGCCACUUGGAUAUUGUGCAGCUUCUCUUGGAAAAAGGCGCCAACAUUAAUGAUCAAGGGGGGCACUUGUGUGGGGGGAUCACCCCUCUCCAUGACGCCCUGUUGAAUGGCAGAUUCUAUGUGGCCCAACUGCUAAUUCUUCAAGGCGCAUCUGUGACCCUGAAGAAUGCCAGGGGUGACACCCCCCUGGGAAGCCUCCGGGAAUGGCUCGGUACCAUGGAACUUCUGAAUCCGGAGACCCUUAAGCUCUACAAUGAAACAGAAAGCCUGCUGAUGGAAGCUCAGGCCAGUCAGGAAGCUGCUGCACCUCCUUGAAGAGAUCCUAUAGGAGGAAGAGUAGGAAGACUUUCUCAUCUGCAACCGCCGGAGCUGGGGGAGGGGGGGGGGGUGAGAAUUUUGCAUUAUAAGUUGCUCAAACAGAUUUGGUCUCAUUCAAAAACUCUCAAAAAGAGGCCUCGAUAGAACAGAAGGGAGAACUGUUGGCAGGUUUUCCCCAACUUUCACUCGAACUGAACCCGAGAAAAGAAUAAGUAACCUGGCUGAAUACCAUAGGGAUCUAUAAAUCCAGUUCAGUAGUCAGCGUGGUGUAAAUGCCGUCUGUGCAGAACGUCUUUGGUUGGGCUAGAUUUGGCCAAUGGGAUUCUUUGGGUGGGCUAGAUUUGGCCAAUGGGAUUCUUUGGGUGGGCUAGAUUUGGCCAA